This is a messenger RNA of Magallana angulata, 1805 nucleotides long. Its product is annotated as cholecystokinin receptor type A-like. The transcript has 2 exons. Bases 524 to 1639 code for a protein of 371 amino acids. The record is from RefSeq and is a predicted model, not a curated record. Gene Ontology annotation, biological process: G protein-coupled receptor signaling pathway. Lineage: Eukaryota; Metazoa; Mollusca; Bivalvia; Ostreida; Ostreidae. Gene Ontology annotation, molecular function: G protein-coupled receptor activity. Gene Ontology annotation, cellular component: membrane.
AAAAAUGUCAUAUCCGUGCAAUUUACUUCAAACUAACAUCAUGUGCUCGAGAGUGAUGCAUGAAUCAUAAUCCCAAACCUUCAAUAGCCUUGACAAUAAAGGGACCCCUUGUUACACACACUGAUCUAGGCCGUGGGUGCAUUCUCUCAUCCAAUAUCAUAUAGGAAACCUCCGGAGAGAAGCAAGCAGAGAGGUCAUGCCCUGAUGUCUCGGAUGUGAAUAACUAUUUUUGCGCGGGACUGCCUUCCUGAACAAAGCAAGCGGCGUUGUUUCAUUUUUGUGCGCGCCUUUUGAGGUUGGAUGACCAACGUAUGUGUUUCAUAUAAAAAACAAACAAAAAACCCUGAAUAUAACAGUUACGAAAGAAAACGCCAGCUUGAGUACGCUCGAUUAAACAACAUGGGGAACUCUGGAUUUUGGAAAGGGCUGUAUCGUGCGGAGUGAGGAGCUGUCGGACGUAGAACUUGCAAGAAGAAAAAAAGAAAAUAUAAAAAUUGCAGAACUCUGUGAUUGCUGGUCCAAAAUGAUUCAAAACAUAACCGAAAGUGAAAAUGAAAGUGAGCUGGUAAGACAAUGGCUGGAGUACAUGGCGCAGAAGAACCUUCCGCACGUGAUGCUAGUGCUGAUGUUCUUGAUAGUGGGGAUUGUGGGUAACACGAUAGUAAUUUAUGUAUACGUCUUCAAAAUGAGGCGCUGUCGCGAGGACCGGUUCUUCAUCCCCGCAUUGGCGGUCGCUGACCUUCUGGCCACCAUAGUCACGUGCUUGUACCACAGUAUCAAGACGCUCGUCGUCAGGAGCGUGGAGGAUGACAUCUAUUGCAAAGUUCCUUUGUUUUUCAUGUGGAGCACUUCAACAGCUUCAGCCAUGCUGUUGCUAAUGAUCGCAAUUCACCGAUUCGUCAAGGUACGCCAACAGCCCGGAAAUAAGCUCAGCUCCAGGCUGAAAAAGGGCGCCAUUUUGUUGACAAUCAUUGUCUCCAUCAGCAUCAAUGCCCCAAUUCUUUAUUUUUCUGGCAUUGGAAAAUUCACCACACAGUUCAAAGAACACAAUAUAACAGUCAGUGCUUGCUUCACCGGCAAUUCUGGCCACGAAUCAUUGGAAAAAGCGUAUCUCAUUUUUCUCUUCUUGGUAGCUGUAGCCAAUAUCAUCGCAACCACAGGCCUCUAUAUCCCCAUUGGCUGCGUCAUUUACAAGCUGUCCAAAGAAAGCAAAGGAAACGAUCGUCCUCGCUCUAGAAGCAGGGCUUUCUCGUUCGUUGCCGAAACUCAGAGCAGUAUCAGUGACAAUAGCGACAACAGAGAGAAGAAGUUUCCUACUUUAAGCAAACUGGACAAAGUCAAGUUAAACCGCCAAGAAUCUCGCACUCGGAACCGCACAAAUUUUAACAUGAUGUUCGCCAUUUUGGUUCUGUUCUAUGCUGUGUCUUACUUUCCGUCGUUCAUCUUUGUCUUUCUCAGCCGAGAUGAUCCGAAUUACUAUAAUCGGUUACCCUCGGCUUUGUCCAAUCUGUACUACACAUUACAGAGACUUUUCAUUGUAAAUCACAUCAUUAAUCCGCUUGUGUACGGGUACUUUGAUCUCAAAUUCAGACAGAAACUCGCCAGUAUGUGCUGCUCAAAAGGAGGCAGAAAGUACUGAUUACCAGUUUAUAGUGAACUUGUUGUUUUCAUUUGUUUUUUGUUAAAUGAUAUAAACUAUAUAUUUAUCUUUCUGCUGCAGGAACUCAUGAUUUAGAGGCUAAUUUAUUAUAAUUAUCAGAUUAAAUUAUUGUUCAAAAUCGCAAUUAAAAUUUUGUACAUUUUUU